Molecule: messenger RNA, 2757 nt
Organism: Siniperca chuatsi (mandarin fish)
Lineage: Eukaryota; Metazoa; Chordata; Actinopteri; Centrarchiformes; Sinipercidae
Gene: nyx
Product: nyctalopin
Exons: 5
Coding region: 483-1925 (480 amino acids)
Cellular component (GO): plasma membrane
Molecular function (GO): protein binding
Source: RefSeq, a predicted model, not a curated record
CAUAAGUUUUAUGUUAAACUUUGUGUGUGUGUGUGUUGGUGGGGUGUAAUCUGUGUGUUUCUAACUUCCCGCUCCACCUCUGCGGUUUGAUCUGAGAGCUUCGCUUUACUUCUGUAAUCCUGCCAACCGCCCAUCUCCAUCUCUCCCUCCAUCACUCCAUCCAGGGGAUUUGACUGCCAUUAAGAGAUGGCUUUUGUGUGUGUGUGUGUAUGAUGGAACACACACACACACACACACACACACAGAGUGAUGGGGGAGAUGAAGUGUAAAAACACAACCACACACACUUUAGCUGCAGAGCUGUCGGGCAGCAGCAUCCAGUGCACUUGCUCCGUGAUGCCGUCGAAGGUGCUGAUGGUUGACAGGAUGGACACAUGCACGAGUAUUCGGACAGUGACUUUUAACACACAUGGAUGCAACUGUCUGGAAAGAUCUACAGACCUCCGUUAAUCCUGGCAUGUCCCAGAUGAGAGACUACAGCAAUGACUGUCCUCACUUUCACUGUCUCUGUGCUGUGCCUGCUGCCUCAGGCGGUGCUGGCCCGGUGGGCGUGUGUUCGGGCCUGCCCGCCGUCCUGCUCCUGCACGCAGGAGAAGAGCUGCAGCGUGCUGUGCGACCGCUCCGGCCUGGCUGAGCUGCCCAAAGAGUUCCCCUGCGAGGCCUCCACCAUCAACCUGGACAAGAACAAACUCAAGUUCCUGUCAGAGAGGGCCUUCGGCACCCUGCCCUCCCUCAAGUCUCUCUCUCUGGACCACAACAACAUCUCCUUCAUUACCCCUGGAGCCUUCAAGGGCCUCCCCAACUUAGUGGAGCUGAAGAUGGCGCACAACGACUACAUCAGUUACCUUCAUACACGGACGUUCACGGGGCUGAAGAAGGUGGUGCGCCUGGACAUGUCAGACUGUAACCUCUUCAGCAUCCCUGACCGCAUCUUCAUAGAGCAAACUGCGCUGAAGGAGCUGCUCUUCUUCCAGAACAACUUCAGGAGGAUCCCUGGAGCCUUCAGAGGCAUGGAGAACCUGACUCACAUCUACCUGGAGAGGAACAAGAUAGAGGCGGUGGCCUACAACUCCCUGCUGGGCCUGGGCAGUCUCAAGUACCUGAACCUGCAGGAGAACCGCAUCAACGUGAUCCAUGACCAGGCCUUCCAGGACCUUGUGCGGCUGGAGAACUUCUACCUCAAUGACAACCUGCUGUCUGACCUGCCGCGGCUCGCCUUCAAGGGCCUCAGUCGCCUCAAGAUGCUCAACCUUGGGGGGAACCUGUUGAUCAACGUGUCCAAGACCUGGUUCAGUGAUCUGGUGGAGCUGGAGGUCCUAUACCUGGACAGGAACCAGGUGCUAUACAUCGAGGAAGGCACUUUUGAGAACCUGACCAGCCUGAUCACGCUCCACCUGAACAGCAACAACCUCACCACCCUUCCCUUCCCUGUUUUCCAGCCCAUCUACUUCCUGGGCCGCCUCUACCUGUUCAGAAACCCCUGGGAGUGUGACUGCUCCCUCGAGUGGCUGAAGGAGUGGAUGGAAAGCUACAAGCUGGUGCGGGACAUCCCCUGUGCCUCACCUUCCUCCGUGGCGGGGCUGGAUCUCAGCGAGGUGGUCUUCGCCAAGGUGAACGGCACGUGCGUGGACCCCGGAGAGCUGAACGUGACCACGGCCUCCUCGGAGAUCGUCUCCACCACGGAGAACCGCUUCAACAGCCUCGUUUCCAAGCUGCUCCAGCAGGAGCUCAGGGAGGAGAUGGGGAACGGAACAGAGAGUCUCCGUAACGGGACCCUGCUGGAUCCCGAGGACGGGCUGCUCUCCGCAGGGGUCGGAGGGCAACGGGCCCAGACAAGCCCACCACUUCUCAGCUUCCUUGUAGUGUGUCUCACUGUCGGUUUGCUUGGCCAGUCAGAUAUUCAUUUCUGUCUUUUUUGCACAUGAGAACCGUGGAAAUGGGGUUUGCUUCCUGACCCGCAGAAACAACAAGGAGUCGCUUUUCAAAAUGCCGAUGAGAUAAAAGAUGUUUUCAUUUAUCCAUGAAAGCGCAGGGGAAUACUCUUCCUCGCAUGCGGGCGUGAGUCUGCCCCGCCAAACACAGGAUGCAAGUUUUGGUAAACUGAAUAUUUUCAGCUAUCUGCAGAAGAAAGACUGAUGUUGACAUGGCGGCAUUUAUUUUCACAUGAGCUAUUUAUACACAAUAAUCUAUGGUAUUAAUAGAUGAACUACAUUUCUUUCCUCCUGGUUUAUAAACAGCUAUGCCAAAGCUGUACGGUUGCAGGAUUCAUUUCUACAAUUACAGAGGCGGCUGUUGAUUUCAAACUGUGGAUUACUGUGGCGACGUGAUGAAAAUGUAUAUGCGAACCUCCACAUUUUGUUGCAUAAUACUCAAUUUUAAUUAAUAUUAUGUAAUAUUCAUAGCAUUGCAUCGUCUGUUGCGAGUGGGUUUUGUAUUUUCAUUCACAUCUAUGUGUAAAGUUAAAGGAGAUCCUGUAGUUAUCUCCUAAACAGAUGUCCUCUCUGCUCAUUUCUGUUCAUCCAACUCUAAAUGUAGGUUCUACAGCUUUCCCAUAAAUGCAUUAAUCUUCUUAUUGCAUGCGGCUCAGCGUCGUUGCUGCUUGUGUAUGCUACAAGGUAAUGGACGGACUUUCUCAUUGCUUUGCUUUCUUUUUACCAUGGUGAAUGUAAGUAGUUAGGUCUGACAGCCAGCGAUCCGGUUCAGUGGUGUUAUUAGACAAAUAUAUUUUUCUAAAUAAAAGAAUUGCUGUUGAACUCU